Messenger RNA from Trichoderma citrinoviride, 3963 nucleotides. RefSeq lists its product as hypothetical. The record is from RefSeq and is a predicted model, not a curated record. Gene Ontology annotation, molecular function: ubiquitin-protein transferase activity. The transcript is spliced from 3 exons. NCBI's taxonomy places the organism in Eukaryota, Fungi, Ascomycota, Sordariomycetes, Hypocreales, Hypocreaceae. The coding region runs from base 1 to 3963 and encodes 1320 amino acids.
AUGAGCGCGCCGCCAAAACCCUCCGGCUCCUCAGCAAGGGGCCUCGAGCCCGGCCAUGCCGCCGACGCCCGCCCGCGAGGCCCUGAAGCAAGCGGCGAGCUGGAUCUGCUGGCCGGGCUCUGGCAGGUCGCGCCGUUUGCUCGUCUCCCGGCCGAUGCGCCGCCCGAGCUGAGCGCCUACGUCCAGGAUGUCGAGAAUCCCCGUCGCGUCUAUGCCAUCCACCGAGCCAGCCGCCGCCACGACUUCCAGCACCUCGUCGACAAGUACAUCUAUCAGUUGAGAUGUGGUUGUGGUGCGCCGAAUUGCUCCACGGCUACUUGCUUCACCUGCCGCAAGCGCCUCGCUGGCAAGGCGCCUAUCCGCAGAUACAAUCCGACAAGCGCGAGAACGCUGGCCGUCUAUCUUGCCAGCCAGGAUAACCCGGAAUCCGGCCUUUGUCCCUACCUCGGCUCCCCUCGAGAGGUUCCCCCCGCGACCAACAGCCUGAUCUUUUCCACUCGGCCUUCGCCUACUCAGCACGGCACCCGCAAACCCUCGGAUAUCCAGACCUCGUCCCGGCGUAAACCAAGCUUGGGGUGUGCUGCCAAGGCUCCUCCUUCUCCUACAGCAACAACGAGAUCCCGCUCGCCUUCCCUGGAUAAGCAGCGCUUGGGUAGCCAACCCGGCGAAUCCAAGGAUGAUGACGCCACCUCGCGGCCUGGUCAGAUACCUGCAUCCCAAAUCAGCGUCACCGAAAAGGCAGUGCAGAAGGAUUACAGGUCGUUUGCCGUGGCUACCUUCGGCACCGUCGCAUUCAAGAUGCUGGAAUGGCUUACACCGCAGUCGAUUGAAGCCAUGACCGACAAAAUCUCUGAGCUGAGUGGUGUUCGGCAGAUGAGUAACAAUACUGCUGCUGCUCCUCCUACUGCCGGUCCGACAAACACUCAACAGGCUCCAGAUUCCCAAAAUGAUUAUACCCACGCACGUCAGCCUGCUCCUCUACCAGCUGCGCAGCCUACACGCAAUAAGGCUCCGAAACCAACAAGGACCUCGAGUCAAGACUUGGCCGGACCGCCAACGCCCAUGAAAGACGUGUCCUCCAAACCCAAGAGGAACUCCAAGACGACCCUCCGCUCCUCUCCUUCGAAGUCUAACAGGAGGACCAUGGAUCCCAUGGCCAUUUCAGCAGGAACCGAAGAGGCCAAGCCGACGUCGCGGCCACCCAGCUUAAACGGCUUCUACCCCGACAAGUUGGCUCGCGCCGGCAAGACCUCACCCGCCAUCAUCACUCGUGGCGUGCCUGAAAUUCCAUCCAAACCGGCGUUCUUCGAGAACUUAUCCCCUCCAACCCCUACCACCACCACCGCCGAGGUGGAAGAUGUCGAAUCAGGGUCCUCGGAUACAGAAACCAUCGAUGAAAACGAAACGCCGAGUAGCACUCCUCCGACCACGAGAAAGGAGCACGUCGACCCCCAUUCCAAGCCGAGGCCCGUAUCACCACUACCCGAGGCAGACUUCUCAUCGGCCAAGUUACUACUGCCCCAGUCCUUGUCCGCCCUGAAUGUCGAGCUUGUCGAGUUCAUAUGCGAUGUGUUCCAAGAAGACCAGACCUACGAGAGCCACUUCUUCGGACCUUUGGAAUCUCAUGCCUCGUAUCCCAAACCACAGAAUGUGUCGAAAAAGCUGGUUAGGCGGCGGUCGACGUCCCGUGCCACGUCUCCCAGUCAGUGGAAAGCUUUCAACGAACAGGCUCUCUUCACCGUGCUGAGCGACCCUCACUCUCUUGUCCGGUCCUUUUCCCGGGAUGGCAAACUGUACGACUCACAGACGCUCUUCUACUGCAUGCUCCGAAUGACGCGAGCGGCGCCGACCCUGGUUCUCCACAGCCUCUGGAUGGCGGCAGAGUCCUUGUUCACAGCGCCAAAGUCACUUCAAGCCUCGCAGUCCCGUUCCGCAAGGGCGCUGCUGAAGAGCCGGAAGCCGCUGUCUGACUUUGAAGCCGGCUGCGUCGUGUCGGUCUGUCUGCAUGCCCUCGUUGCUGUGGCUCCCUUUGUCUCAGACUCCAAAGUUCUGUACGACAUGUCGCGCAUACGAUCCACGGGAUUGGCUCUAGGGGGUAACGGUCUCUCCACGAGACAGCCGCAGGCGAUAUGCCUCGAGUAUGAGGAUGUCUUCUCGAACCCUAUCGCCAUCAGGCUGGCCCGCCGCGUGUUCUCUGCCGUGUCUGCUCGUCGAUCCCUGGCCACGCUGAUGCGCAUGGAUGGUAAGAACAAGGCCGGCCAGAUGGACAUUCUUCAGCCUUUGCUCAGUCAGCUCGACCUUGUGCACUCAGGGCCCAUCCGAGUGUUGGAGUUUCCGACAGCCGAACGCCUGCUGCACGAAACCCGCGUCCCUACCCUCCUGCUCGACUGGGCGAGGACGGUUCUCUACCACGAAUGGGAUGGACGCCCCGAGAUCCUGUGCGCCGGUGCUUUCCACGGGGCAUUGUCUCUGAUCUCCACCAUGUACCAAAACCGAUCCAGGCUUCUCCUGGGAGACAUUCAGUUCCGCGCAGACUAUUUCUCGGAGCGCUUGGACACGAUGGAGAUGCCAGUGUCAUGGGCGGAAUCAGGCUCUCCGCGGAACAAAGGGCACAUGCUCGACUACCCAUAUCUCUUCAGCCCGGAGUGCCUCGUCACAUUCUUCCGAUCUAUCAACUUUGCAAAGAUGAGCCGCAUGUUUGAGGAAAGCAGCUCCCUCAAGACCAGAAUGAGCGCCAUUGUCGAUCCGGGCAGCCUGGUAGCCAAUCCCCACCACAAGAUUGUGCUGCAGGACAUGCUGAAAGUAGCAUCAUCCAAGUAUUUGAUCCUGGACAUUGGCCGAGACAAUGUGCUGCGAGAUGCCUUUGACCAGCUGUGGAGGCGGGAGCGACGCGAGCUGCUGCGCCCCCUCAAGGUUCAUCUGGGCGAGCAGAGCGGAGAGGAAGGCUUUGAUUCGGGCGGUGUGCAGCAGGAGUUCUUCCGCGUGGCCAUUGCCGAGGCCCUGGAUCCCAAGUACGGCGCCUUUACGAUCGACGAACGGACGCGCAUGGCGUGGUUCGUGCCCGGCUCCGUCGUCGAGGAGUGGAAGUUUGAGCUGAUUGGCGUCAUCGUGUCGCUGGCAGUGUACAACGGCCUCACGCUCCCCGUCACGUUCCCCAAGGCGCUGUACCGGAAACUGCUGGGCGAGCCGGUGGAGGAGCUCUACCACAUUGCAGACGGGUGGCCUGCGCUGGCCAGCGGGCUGAUGAGCCUGCUGGAGUGGGACGAAAAGGACGGCGCAGUCGAGGACGUCUUUGCGCGCACGUACGAGUUCUCCGUGGCUAACAUUGGGGGCAACGUGACGCGGGAAAUGACCAAGGACAUGGCACAGUGGCCGCAGAACCUCGACUGGAAGAUGCGCAUUACGGUGCCCGAGGAAUCGGUCGGCGACCAGGAGGCACCGCUCGUGACCAACGAGAACCGCGACCAGUAUGUCAGCGACUACAUCCGCUACCUGACGGACGUGUCGGUGCGGCCGCAGUACGAGGCUUUUGAGCGCGGCUUCCAUGCCUGCCUCGAUCACAAGUCACUGUCGCUGCUGAGCCCGCAGAUACUGCAGUCGCUCGUGGAAGGCGUCCAGGAGAUUGACAUCUCGGAGCUUCGGCGGUAUACCCGCUACGUGGGCUGGGAUGCUUCUCACCACACCGUCAGGGACUUUUGGUCCGUUGUCAAGCGGUACGACGACAGGAUGAAGCGGAAGCUCCUGGAGUUUGUCACGGCUUCCGACCGCGUCCCUGUCGGCGGCAUGCGCAACCUGCAGUUUGUCGUGCAGCGCAACGGCGACGGCGAAGAGGGCGGGAACCGGCUGCCCACGGCGUAUACGUGCUACGGGACCUUGCUGCUACCGGAUUACAGAGACAAAGAGAUGCUGAGGCAGCGGCUGAACAUGGCUCUGGAAAAUGCUCAGGGAUUUGGCUUUGCGUAA